Rattus norvegicus (Norway rat) is the source of this 2152-nucleotide messenger RNA. RefSeq names its product high mobility group AT-hook 1 (gene Hmga1). Gene Ontology annotation, biological process: regulation of DNA-templated transcription. The record is from RefSeq and is a predicted model, not a curated record. Gene Ontology annotation, molecular function: DNA binding. Gene Ontology annotation, cellular component: chromosome; nucleus; chromatin. NCBI's taxonomy places the organism in Eukaryota, Metazoa, Chordata, Mammalia, Rodentia, Muridae.
UCCUAGAAGCGCCGGCCUACAACCGCCAGGCCGGGACGCUGGCGAAGGCACCCUCACUCCGGAGUAGAGGGCGCCAGGGUCUUAACCUGCUUCUCAGUAAACAAAGUGGCGGUCUGUAAGCAUUCCGCAGGAACCUCCAUUGCUGUGUGACCUUGGGUCACUCAGGGGUCUUCUCUGGGCUAUUUAAAGGGAGGGAAAAACCCUAACAGUGUGUCUGCCAGGAUGUUAUCCCUCCCGUCGUUCCUGCGUAGUUACUUAAAUGUUGAGACAGGCUAGAGGCCCAAGAGAGGCACGUCGGGCUUAGACCCCUAAAUGUGGCUUCGGCAUGCAUGCCAGGCCUCCCUGAUGUUCGGAAACAGGUGGAAGAGAUGAGGGUUUCCUCAGUCCCGCUGGACAGGGACUCUAAGCUUAAAUCAGUGGGGGCACUGAGGAGAGCAGGUGGUUUAAGAGUCCCUAACGGCGAGAAUUGGGGAGGCACCAGGUGGCAAAACAGUGUCCGGGAGACUGGCCAGGAUCUCCGGGCAAGCUGAAUGCACCGCCGUCUUUGGGACUGGGGCCGGUUUUCUCCCGUGAGCCCCCUCUGAAAGGCCUCCAGCAGACCUCGGUGUGAGAGCCAGACUCACUCUGUGCUGCCCCACACAUAGAGAAGCAGAAUGAGCGAGUCGGUCUCAAAGUCCAGCCAGCCCCUGGCCUCCAAGCAGGAAAAGGAUGGGACUGAGAAGCGAGGCCGGGGCAGGCCGCGCAAGCAGCCUUCGGUGAGUCCUGGGACGGCGCUGGUAGGGAGUCAGAAGGAGCCCAGUGAAGUGCCAACCCCGAAGAGACCCCGGGGCCGGCCGAAGGGAAGCAAGAACAAGGGCACAGCCAAGACGCGGAAAGUUACCACAACUCCGGGGAGGAAACCAAGGGGCAGACCCAAGAAACUGGAGAAGGAGGAAGAGGAGGGCAUCUCCCAGGAGUCCUCGGAGGAGGAGCAGUGACCACUUGCAGUGCCGCCUGCUCCUUGGCCACUGAGGAGCGGCCUUCCCCUGGGACUGGAAGCCCUGCUCCCAGGCCCCGCCCCGCCCCCACUGCACACUACCGCACCAGGCACCAGCUGCAGGCUCUGCGGCACCCACGGGAGCAGGAUUUGGCUCAGUCCCUGUGCCCUCCUCCCCAACACACCUGCCCCCUCCUGACAAGGUUAACUUCCCAUCAAGCCGCAGCCCAGCCUGCUGCGUGCCUCCCUCAGAGCCCUCGCUCUUAGCUCUCCGGGCGCUUUGUUUCGCAGGUCCCUCCUGCCCUGCUGCUCCUGGCUUCCCUGUAGAGGGUCCUUGGAGCAUUCCCUGGCCUUAAGGGGCCACAGCCCCAUCUCAUUCCGACAAGCCCCGAUGGCUGACCUGGCGGCAGCAGUGUGGUCAGUGCAGGGGAAGCUUAGGUCCCAGCAUGUAUGUCCCCCAUCAAGCGUCACCGGGUGGGUUUCUCAGUCCCUCCUGCCCCACCCUACUGAGAAUCCUGCACCAGGUUGGCUGAGCCCCUUGGCUGGACAACAGGAAGUAGGAUGGUGUUGGCUCCACCCACUUUGCUGCUCUUCCCUGGGACAAGACAGAUGGGCGCUACCACCCAUCUCGAGUGAGGUCCUGAGCACUUCCACCUAAGGCAGACGGGGCUCCAACAGGCGCCUCCCCCACUACACUCUUCCUCUAGCAGGGCACCAAGGAGCUCGCCUUGCCCCCCCUCUCCUUUUGCUCCUCCCUGCCCCCCAAGGUUCUGGUUCCACCUUUUCCUCUGUUCACAAACUACCUCUGGACAGUUGUGUUGUGUUUUUUGUUCAAUGUUCAUUCUUAGACACCCACCAUUGCUGCUACCAGCGCCAGAUGUCCAUCCUCCCGAUUUUGCCUGUACCCCCCACACAAUACACUCUAGGGGAAGGGGGGGCUGGUGUGCAGCAGCAGGCUGGUUACCGAGUACCCCACGCUAGGGAAGAUGGGGCCCCCGCCCCGUGGAUGCUGCAGCAGAGUGAGGAGGGGGGGCCCACUUGGAUGGGAAAAGGGUAUAGGACCACCUCCCCUUGUUGUGGGGGAGGGGUGGCCAGUAUUUGUCCCAGCCUGGGGCUCCCCCUCUGGUUUCCUAUUUGCAGUUACUUGAAUAAAAAAAAAAUAGCCUUUUCUGGACA